CGGAAGUCUAUCAGCAAACACUGUUGAGCAACAGUACGGUAAGCCUCAAUGUCACGCUAGAAACCUCAAUUUUUGGCUUCGAAUAGAUCGGCUCUCUGGUGAACAUGGGUAAACACUUCGGAGACUUGGCCAAGAUCAGGCAUGUGAUCACAUACAGUCUGUCGCCCUUUGAGCAGAGGGCUUUCCCCAACUACUUCUCCAAGGGAAUCCCCAACGUGUGGAGAAGAUUCACAUCCUCUUUCUUCAAAGUUGCCCCUCCGAUGUCGCUCAUGUACCUGACAUACACCUGGGGCAACAGUGUCCAUCAGCAGGGCAAGAGGAAGAACCCUGUUCAGUAUGAAAAUGAUGAAUGAGCUCCUGCCACUUUCCUGAAAGCUGCCCUCUCUGUUAUUAAAUCCAACUCUGUAUGUUUCACCAAUAAAGAUUUAAAUAUGUGAAA
Labrus mixtus (cuckoo wrasse) is the source of this 439-nucleotide messenger RNA. It is a transcript of the gene uqcrq, whose product is annotated as cytochrome b-c1 complex subunit 8. The record is from RefSeq and is a predicted model, not a curated record. The transcript is spliced from 3 exons. Lineage: Eukaryota; Metazoa; Chordata; Actinopteri; Labriformes; Labridae. The coding region runs from base 105 to 353 and encodes 82 amino acids. Gene Ontology annotation, biological process: mitochondrial electron transport, ubiquinol to cytochrome c.